AAAAUGCAACAGCCACUAAAGAGCUGUACGAAAUGUUCUAGUCUGACUACAUUUUUUACUGUCUUUAUAAUUAUGUUCUCACUCAGUUCGACUGCAUUGACAACAUUUGGGAUUAAUAAACCAGCUAAUAAUCCAGUAGCUCCCACACAUGCUCCAAAAGGCAAGGAAUGUUACACCAAUGCUGAUUGCGUUGGAAUCGCUGAUUCGUCAUGUGUAAAAGACUAUGAUUUUAAGCCAAGAUGUUUAUGUGGGGAUUUCUUAGCUCCAGUUAAUGGUUUAUGUACAGCGACAUUAAAAGGAUUAAGGCAUCAAUGUAAAAAAACUGAUGAAUGUGAGGACAACAUGUUAUGUCGUGAGAAUAACAGCACAAAGACAACAAUUCUUGGUUCAUUCUCGAAAGACACGAAUAGAGAAAAGUUAUGUUUAUGCGACGAGGAGAACGGAUGGAUGGAGAAUUUAAUCGAGAAUCACUGCAACGCGGCUGUUAAAAAUUUCAUUGCCAGCAUUUUUGGAUAUAUCGUUGCUGUAAUUUUCUACUUUGCCAUCACACAAAAGGUUCUCCAAUAUUAAAGCUGACCAGUUAGCUAGACGAGCAGAAGUGGGAAAAUCAAUUUUCCAUUCACCAUGAAAUCGCAUAAUUUUUCUCAUGCUAUAACUUUACAACUCUUAGCCGUAUUUUUUGCAAUAUGAAUGCGACAA
This is a messenger RNA of Chironomus riparius, 699 nucleotides long. The record is from the annotation of a GenBank genome assembly. NCBI's taxonomy places the organism in Eukaryota, Metazoa, Arthropoda, Insecta, Diptera, Chironomidae.